This is a messenger RNA of Frankliniella occidentalis (western flower thrips), 2083 nucleotides long. RefSeq names its product zinc transporter Slc39a7-like. The transcript is spliced from 2 exons. The record is from RefSeq and is a predicted model, not a curated record. Bases 317 to 628 code for a protein of 103 amino acids. Lineage: Eukaryota; Metazoa; Arthropoda; Insecta; Thysanoptera; Thripidae.
GCAGCCUCUCUCCCUCUCCCCAGCCUCGACGUCAGUCGGUGAUCAGCCAGUGCCCAGAACAGUCGCGUGUCCUCGUCCGUCCGUCUCGUCGUCCUCGCCAUUCGUGCGAAGUCCGCGAGGUCCGCGAAGUCGUCCCUCUCCUGGAUAUCGCACGCGGCGUGACCACGACCCCGUGAUCAUCGGCAGCGUGCUGUUCUGCUGACAAGACCGCCCAGAGACUCGCCACUCCCCUCAGUCCACGCAGGAGUCUGCUUGGACCAGCGCCCCCGCCGCGAGCACCCCCGCAGGGACCCCCGCAGGGGUGCAGCUCGCAGCGAUGGCAUACGUACCCGCGCCCCCGCGGCCCUUCACCUUCCUGCACUCCAAGAGCGUCGGUGACUGCGGCUCGUACUGGGGUGACAUGGGCGUGCCCCCCAUGGGCCCCAUCGCGUCCAUGGUGAGCCCGGCGCCCAGCAGCCUGACGCCGCCGCGCUCCGAGGAGGACUACUACUACCACUCGCAGCCCUACGUGCAGGUGCACGCGCACGUCCACGCGCACGUCCACGAGCACGCGCACGAGCACUCGCACGAGCAGGAGCACGUCCCGCAGCACAUCAACCAGAUCUACGCGCCGCCCGUGUUCAAGUAAGUCAACCACUUAUAAAAGUAGUCGUGGUAGCUUAAUUUAGGCUCGAGGGGUGCGUCUUAGUCCUAAAAGGGGAACAGAACGGGCUUCGCGGAUUUUAGUUGUAUUAGGAAUUUUUGACCCUUUUAAAAAGUUGAAAAAGAUGAUCGAUCCGAGACACAUUCUGAAAAUUGUAGAAAUUUAGGGAGGCUGGGGACAGAGCUCUGCAGAAUCACCGUAUCUGGUCGCCCAGGCGACCAUCCGGCGGUCAGCGCUGGCUCUACCCUACGCUGACCGCCUUUUAUUGGGCUCAGCAGCGACCGCGAACUGCAGGUGAGAGGUGGUAUGCUGACCGAGAGGCGGUAAGCGUGGAGUCAUAGUACUGACCGCCGACCGGUCGCCUCGGUCGGUCAGAUACUGUGAUUUUGCUGAGCUAUGGUUGGGUGGGCUCUUCUCUUUGGCGAGGAGGGGCACAGGACAUCGGUGCCCCAAUGGGUGCGACGUAGAUGUCGUCAAUAAAGUGGCCUAAAAUGACGAUUUUGAAGAUAAAACUUACGUUUACGGCGAAAUUUUUACCAGUUUCCGCCAAGUUCUUGUGUAAUUUUAAAUGACCGUUGAUGAGGUAGGGUCGCCACUCUGUGGCGGGGUGGCUACGCUCCUCGUUUAGGGCCCUUUCACAAGCCCCGAUCACAGGCGUUGAGGUCUCCGCGCUCCCCAAUCGAAUCGCACAGAGACGUGGAUAAGAAACGUGUAGUAUUCAAGUGAGAGCCCUCCGUACAGUAAACGACGUAGCGCGUGUCUGAACGAUCGCAAAUAAAGUCGAUUUGCUAUGAACAACCGCAGUGCGAUUGUUCCUUUCAAGAGGCGCGGAAUUCCCCCUGCACUUCUUGUUUGUCUCACUGGAGUCGAGUGCGGAGUGCGGGCAAAGGGCAGGCCCAAGGCAAGGCAGGCCCGGGCUCCUCGCCAGGUGCCAGGUGCAGCCGACAACGGCGGCGCCUGUCACCGGGUGGGUAGGCAACCCGCCCGCACUACUGCGCUGCGGCACAGUAGCCCUACAGGUGCACGGGGCGCUCCACCAGGUGUGGAGGCAGUGCGUUGCCAGGUAGAGUCAGAGGCCCCCAAAGAGCGAGCGUCGGCGUCGGCUGAAUCGAGAGGUGGGAGCGAGAGGGAGCCGUGUUCCGGUUCGACCGUCUUUUCUGAACAAAACGAGCAUCAGGUGCGCGCUAGGUUGCGGGGCUCUGGAUAGAGUGGGCAAAUUACCCACGCAUAAAUAGGUGUUUACUGGGUUGCAUCUAGCACCUGCGUACUAGGCAACCCUUCGGCACAGGUGUGCGAAUGUGGCCUAGUAGACUACUCUACUGGUAGGCAGGCGUAGAUGCAGCCCACUCGCUACGCAAAGGUGUAUUCGUGGGAAUUGAUGUCUACUUUGUCUAUCUGGCAACAGAGGCAAACUCAGUGUGGCAAGAAGGGUGAGGUGAA